UUUCCAGCAGAGUUCUGGCGGUGCAGGAGACACUACUCGAGAGAGGCCAGUAUGUAAUACGUGUGGGAAACGCCACCUGGGUCGUUGUUUGAUGGGAACGAGAGUCUGUUAUAAGUGCAAGCAAGAGGGACACAUGGCUGAUAGGUGUCCCUUGAGAUCUACUGGGGCUGGAUCGAGCAGUCAGGGAGAGAGACCUCCACAGCGGGGUACAAUCUUUGCCACUAAUAGAUCAGAGGCAGAGAAGGCCGGCACAGUAGUGACAGGCAAAGGAAUUAUGCCGCCAAGGGAAGAAGUACGUAGAGGAGGUCGUAGAGGCCGAGGUAGAGGAGCAGGAGGCCGAGGUAGAAGAGCAGGAGGCCGAGGUAGAGGAGCAGGUCGUAAUCAGCCUACUGAGGGUCAAGCUGAACAGCAAAUUCCUGCUGCACCCGUGACUCACGUUGAGUUUGAUGCACUGUCUGCUCACAUGGAGCAGAGGUUUACAGAACUUAUGACAGUUAUAGCUCAAAACCAGCAGGCACCUGCGGUUCCACCUGCACCUGUAGUUCCCCCUGCACCAGCAGCCCCUCCUGCACAAGAAUUACCUAACCAACUUUCUGCUGAGGCGAAACAUUUGAGGGACUUUCGGAAGUAUGACCCUCAGACGUUUGAUGGGUCACUGGAGGAUCCUACUAAAGCUGAAAUGUGGUUGUCCUAUGUGGAAACCAUAUUUAAUUACAUGAGAUGUCCCGAGGAGCACAGAGUUCAGUGUGCUGCUUUUCUACUGAGGGACAGAGGCAUUAUCUGGUGGAGGACUACAAUGCGCAUGCUAGGUGGAGAUGUGAGGCAGAUUACCUAGGAUCAGUUUAAGAACU
Messenger RNA from Cucumis sativus (cucumber), 851 nucleotides. RefSeq lists its product as uncharacterized. NCBI's taxonomy places the organism in Eukaryota, Viridiplantae, Streptophyta, Magnoliopsida, Cucurbitales, Cucurbitaceae. The transcript is spliced from 3 exons. The record is from RefSeq and is a predicted model, not a curated record. The coding region runs from base 92 to 835 and encodes 247 amino acids. Gene Ontology annotation, molecular function: nucleic acid binding; zinc ion binding.